Messenger RNA from Hermetia illucens (black soldier fly), 6589 nucleotides. RefSeq names its product ELKS/Rab6-interacting/CAST family member 1 (gene brp). Gene Ontology annotation, biological process: regulation of synaptic plasticity; maintenance of presynaptic active zone structure; neuromuscular synaptic transmission. Gene Ontology annotation, cellular component: cytoskeleton of presynaptic active zone. Lineage: Eukaryota; Metazoa; Arthropoda; Insecta; Diptera; Stratiomyidae. The transcript has 21 exons. The record is from RefSeq and is a predicted model, not a curated record. Gene Ontology annotation, molecular function: structural constituent of presynaptic active zone. Bases 1147 to 6306 code for a protein of 1719 amino acids.
UACGAUUUGCACAAUUUCAUUGAUCCCUCUGGCCCGAAGAACUUGCAAGUGUUCGAAGUGGUAACGCGAAUGAGUUUUUCACCAGCAACCAUGGCUCUAAAGUGGACUAGUUUUCAGUGAGAAAAAUCGGUGGAAAUUGUGGGUGGAAAGAAGUGCAAGCGUUAAGCGAUUGUGGAUUCCUGAUGAGAACGAAGUGCAUCCGUGAGCUGUCGAUUGAGAGAUUUGCGAGUUGAGGCUCGAGAAAAAAUCCUUGAAAAAAUCAAUUCCAUUUACUUCCGUGCGAGGGUGAAAAACCGUAAUCAGUGAGCUGUAUCACGGGCGAAUCCUUUCCAUUCACAAACGAGCAAAGUGUUUGAGGGUGAAACUAGUUCCAGAGUCGCUGCCUGUCUGCAGUCCAGAAAUCAAGGAUGAAAAACUAUAUUCGGGAUUCGUGGAAAAGGUAUAAGAAAGUCGAGAAUUCAUGUCAAAUAAAGUAGGUGAAGAUUUUUCUGAGUCGCAAGCUUUCGGUGCUCGGAAAAGAAAAGUAUGGUCACGAGCUUUGGUGUAGCGUUGGUGGAAAAGUGUGAAAUUGGGUCCCGUUGGUUUCUCACUCAUUGUCGAAUCGCGUGUGGCAUGCUGGCAUUUAAUUAGUGUGGCGAAUAAUAAACGAUUCAUUAGCCUAGUGGCACGUACUUGUAAAUAAAACGCUUCCCCGAAACGACCUGCGAUCGCAGGGUGAUGGAGUAAUCGGGCUGCCCCCACGACGGAUUCGGUUAAGUACGCGCGGUUCGCUUUGACUUCAGGUGAAGACCUCUACAUAGGAACAUCUUUUCGUAUUGUUUCCUGGAUAAUGGACGAAUCGGCGAUAAAAUCGCUAAAGUGUUAAAACCAGUUGCAUCCUAUCCUGGGCGGAUUUCAAUGAAAACUCUUUGCCCGAAUGCCAACCUCUAUGUCCUACCCGGAUCAGAGUGUGAUAGCAGUGGCCCAAGGGAAACGGGGUACCAGCGAGUGGCCGGAGGAGUCCUAAGUCAAUUGCGUUAGCGUGGCGCGCUAAGCCCCGGAGUCGAGUGAUUCUGUUCAGUACAGAGUUAUCAUCGGUCUUCCCAGAGAUAUACAUAGAGCAAGGAAACUGGCUAAGAAGUGAACCGCGGUUUUACCGCGGAUAUUAUGUCUCGCGACGACUAUAAUCCAAUAUCCACUGCAAAUUCUGCCGUACGAAGUCCUGGCCGCUCAACAAGACGCCUAACAGAACUGCCAACAGUGGAUCGUUCACCGUCACGAGAUUACGGAUCCCGCGCAAGUCCUUUAGCUAUGGGUAGUCCAUACUAUAGGGACAUGGAUGAGCCGACUAGCCCGGCAAGCGGCGGCCAUCACAGAAGUCGAAGUGCAAGCAGACCAGCUAUGUCACACACAAUGGAAUACCCGCGGACACGAUACCAAUCUUUAGAUCGAGGUGGAAUGGUUGAUCCUCACGAUCGUGAAUUCAUUCCUAUACGCGAACCACGCGACCGUUCCAGGGAUCGAUCACUCGAACGGGGGCUUUAUUUAGAGGACGAAUUAUAUGGAAGGUCGGCUAGACAGAGUCCGAAUUCUAUGGGUAUGCAUUCUUCUCCAUCUGCACUAGGAAGGCACUCCAGCCAAGUGGCUUAUCUUUCAGCGAUACCAACGACAGAUCGAGCUUAUUUAGGGGACCUGCAGCAUCAAAAUUCGGAUCUGCAGCGUGAAUUAGGACAACUGAAACGAGAACUUGAACUGACAAAUCAGAAAUUAGGCAGCUCCAUGCAUAGUAUAAAAACGUUUUGGUCACCCGAGUUGAAAAAAGAGAGAGCGUUACGCAAGGAGGAAAGUGCCAAGUAUAGUUUGAUCAAUGAUCAACUGAAGUUGUUGAGUAGCGAGAACCAGAAACAAGCAAUGCUAGUUCGUCAACUGGAGGAGGAGUUAAGAAUGCGAAUGCGUCAGCCAAACAUCGAAUUGCAGCAACAAGUCGAAGCACUCUAUGCCGAAAAUGAACACUUGCAACGAGAAAUAGCAAUUCUUAGGGAUACAAUAAAGGAACUAGAACUGCGAAUUGAAACACAGAAGCAAACCCUUAGCGCGCGAGAUGAAAGCAUCAAGAAACUGUUGGAAAUGCUUCAGAGUAAAGGAAUGGGAAAAGAAGAGGAACGACAGAUGUUUCAACAAAUGCAGGCAUUGGCACAGAAACAGCUGGAUGAAUUCCGUCUUGAGAUACAGAGAAGGGAUCAAGAGAUAAUGGCGAUGGCGGCAAAAAUGAAGACUCUCGAAGAACAGCAUCAGGAUUAUCAACGACACAUAGCAGUUCUGAAAGAAUCCUUGUGUGCAAAAGAGGAACACUACAAUAUGCUGCAGGCAGAUGUGGAGGAGCUUCGUGCGCGGUUGGAGGAGAAGAAUCACCUAAUCGAGAAGAAAACUCAGAGCGCCUUACAAGCCGUACAAGAACGUAAUCGUCUUAAUAAUGAGCUUACUGAACUUAAAGACCAUAUGGAUAUUAAGGAUCGUAAAAUUAAUGUACUGCAAAGAAAGAUCGAAAACCUUGAAGAUCUCCUAAAAGAAAAGGACAACCAAGUGGACAUGGCCAGAGCCCGCUUGUCUGCUAUGCAAGCCCACCAUAGUAGUUCCGAAGGAGCCCUCACUAGCCUGGAAGAAGCAAUUGGCGACAAGGAGAAGCAAAUGAAUCAGUUACGAGAGCAACGCGACCGGGCCGAGCAAGAGAAGGCGGAAGAACGCGAACUGCACGAACGUGAGAUCGCCGACUACAAAAUUAAACUAAGAGCAAUGGAAAGUGAAGUAGAAAAACUCAACACAAGACUGGAGCGAGCCUUAACCGAGAAGGAUCGUCUCGAAAUGAAAUUAGAGUCAUCACAAAGCGAAUUGGGCAAAUCCAAGGCUGAGCUUGACAAAGCUACCAGCGAAGUUGGUCGUAGUAGCGCUGACUGGGAAGCUACGAAGCAAAGGAUAACUCGUUUGGAAAUGGAAAACGAACGGUUACGACACGACUUGGAACGAUCACAGACUACUUUUGGCCGCUCAACCCUCUCCACUUCACAAGAACUAGACCGAGCUCAGGAACGUGCCGAUAAAGCAUCGGCCGAACUCAGAAGAACGCAAGCCGAACUGCGAGUGACUCAGGACAACAGCUACACUGAACAUAUUCUUAGUGAUGCUGAACGAGCUCGCAAUGAAGCUACUGCCCUGCAAGAAAAACUCGAAAAGAGUCAGGGCGAGGUAUAUCGGUUUAAGGCCAAGCUGGAGAAUGCCCAACAGGAGCAGGAGAGCCUGCGACAGGAGCUGGAGAGAAGUCAAGCCAGCGUAACCCGGGUCCACAGUGAGCGUGAUAAGCAUAUCUCCGAACUCGAGAAAGUCAAGGAGGAACUUGAGCGAACUCAAGCCACCCUGGGCAAGGCACAACUCCAACAGGAGAAACUGCAAAACGCCCUGGACAAAGCACAAAACGAGGCCGACCAUCUACAGGAACGUCUGGACAAGAGCAUCGCCGAAGUUCGCCGCCUCCAACUGGAGAAGGAGAAACAGGCCUACGAUUUCGAGAAUAUCCAAUCACAGUUGGAUAAGGCACUAGGACAGGCUGCUCGUAUGCAAAAGGAACGCGAAGGAUUGGGCAUGGACGCAGAACGAAUGCGUGACAAAGUGGAGAAAUUACAAAUGUCACUUGCUCGUAUACAGAAAGAAAGAGAUGCUUUGUCCGAUGAGCUGGAGGCCGCUAAAGAGCGUGCCGAAAACAACCAGAGCCUGCUGAUGAAGGCACAACGCGAUAGGGAAGCGAUCCAGACUGAACUGGACGUUGUGAAAGAGCGAUGGGACAAAGCGCAUUCCAUUCAACAGAAAUUGCAGAUGGAGCGGGACGAUGCCAUUACCGAAGUUGAUAUACUCAAGGAGAAACUCGACAAGGCUCUGUAUGCGAGUCAGAAGCUUAUCGACGAAAAGGACACAUCCAACAAGGAAUUCGAGAAAAUGCUCGAGAAAUAUGAUCGAGCUCAAAAUGAAAUUUAUCGACUUCAAUCCCGCUGCGAUACAGCUGAAGCGGAUCGUGCCCGACUCGAAGUUGAGGCGGAGAGAUCUGCUUUGGCCGCAGCCAAGGCUCGUGAGGAUCUUCGAAAAUUACAGGAAGAGAGUUCACGACUGCAGGAAGCCUGUGAUCGAGCAGCCAUGCAAUUAUCCCGCGCUAAGGAGCUUGAAGAAAAGGCCCGUGAAGAUGUUGAGCUUCAACGUGAGCGAACAGAUAAGAUCCAAACAGAUCUACGAAGGACGCAAGGUGAAAAGGAGGCACUGCAGGGCGAGAUAGAACGUCUGAACUAUGAGCUUGAGCGAUCCCACUCCACUCAAGCUAAACUGACUGCUGCCUUGGAUGCUGCGAAGGAAGAGGCUCUAAGGUCUAGCUUAGAACUCGACAAGCUCAGAGAACGCUACGAUAAGAGCCAGACAGAGUUGCGGCGAUUACAAGAAACGGAAACAUAUAGCAGGGAAUCUAGAAGAUACAAGGAAGAAAACGAGAGGUUACGAGAGCGCCUUGACAAGGCCUUAAUGGAGAAUGAGGCCCUCCGUGGUAAGUCACAAUAUGAGAGCGAGUCAUAUGAAAAAUACAAAGAAAAGUAUGAGCAAAGGGAAAAUGAAAUCCAAAACAUGGAAGCUAAGUUGCAUGAAGCCACCCUGCAGCUUGAAUUAUCAAAGGCUGAGGUAGCUAAAAUGAUCGCCGGCCAAGAAAAGCAACGUGCUGAACUCGAACGUGCUCACAUUGAAUGCGAGAAGGUGCGAGAUAAACAUGAGAAAUUGACCAAGGAGACAGAACGCCUCCGACAGAAUAUGAAUGCAGUCAGUCCAGGAAUGACGGCAAAUCCUGGCGACAAACAGGAAAUUGAUAGACUUCGCGAGCGCUUAGAUAAGGCUCUACAAUCACGAGACGCCACCGAACUGGAAGCCGGUAGACUGGCUAAGGAACUAGAAAAAGCACAAAUGCACCUCGCUAAGCAGCAAGAGGUCAAUGAAGCCACACGAAUUGAAUUCGAAAGAAUGUCAGCCGAACUGAGUCGAGUCCAUGAGCGCCUUGAAAGAGCCGAGGCAGAAAAGGAAUCACUUCGACAAUCUGCGCGAGCCUUCGAAAUGAACUCCAUGCAGUCGAGUCAAAUAGAGAAGAACAUGAUGAAAUUAGAGGGAGAAUGCAAACAAUUACAAAUGGAGCGAGACCAGCUGGUCAUGCAGCUCGAAAAGAGUCAGGACAUGCUGAUGAACUUCCAGAAGGAAUUGGACGAAACCGAGAAGGAGCUACAACGACACCGAGAAGAGAACAGACGUCUGAAGAAUGGUCACGGGGCACAACCAAAUUCACAGGAAAUGCAACAGUUGCGAGCGGAAAAUCAAAUGAUGAAGCAACGACUGAUGGAGACUGGUCAGAGAGGCGACGAACUAGAACAAUGGCGAAAGGUUGUAGAACAAGAGAGAAAUCGAGCGGACCAAGCCGAAAGGGCAGCCGGCGAAAUGCAUAAGAGGGUGCAAGUCCUUGAGAAGCAGCAGCAACAACAACUCACACAAAUGGCGAAUUUACAAAAACAAAUACAACAGCAAGGAGGAGCGCAGGCUAAUGUACAAGAAUUCCAAAAAGAAAUGGAUAACAUGCGGAAAGAGCUGCAAAGUUCGAAUGUUGAACGAGAGCGAUUACAGGCUCAACUUGAGAUGUUGGUCCAGGAGUUAGAAAGAAGUCAGCUUGAUCUCAACGAAGCUAACAAGCGACUACAAAGUGCACAAAAAGAAAAUGUCACAGAUGACGCUCAACGUAACAAACAAAUUGAAGCGCAAAUGAAGCAAAUCGAUGACGCCAAUAAACAAUUGGAAAAUAAAAUCAAAUCGAUUGAGGGUGAACGAAAGAUUAUUGAAGAUCAACGAAAAGCGAUUGAGGUUAAACGAAAAGACAUCGAAGAAAAGGAGAAGAACCUAUCGGAGUUCGAUAGGCAGCUGAAGAAGCGAAAAGAACAAAUGGAUCAAUUAGAGAAAUCGUUGCAGAAGGCGGGUGGUACAGCAGCAGCAGCUGGAGAGCUUAAUAAGAAAUUAACGGAGACACAAAGGCAAUUAGACGCGAUAACAAAAGAGCUAAACACCGCCAAAGAGGAAGCUUCUAAAUCAACAGCAGAAACCGAGCGGUUGCUCCAAUUAGUACAAAUGUCUCAAGAAGAACAAAAUGCCAAGGAGAAAACAAUUAUGGACUUGCAACAAGCUCUUAAAAAUGCUCAACAAAAACUCCGUGCACAAGCACAACAACAAGAGGCUGGUCCAGCCGGCUUCCUUAAGAGCCUUUUCUAAGAAACAAAAUCAAUAUACUAAUAAACGUCAUAAAUACAAAAGUUAUAAUAAACACAGGCUAAGUGUGAGUCAAACAAUUUCGGAACAUACAUAUAUAUAUAGACUAGCUUAAAGAAAUUACGAAGUAUAUAUAUAAAUACGAGACGACCAACGUUUAUACUACGCUUUGAUGCAUACCAUGUUAUUGUAAUUAAAGAAAACAACUUGAAUAAUGUUACCUUUACACUUAAAACAACAAACAAAAACAAUACUAAGCGUUAAUUAAUAAAUUUAAAGCCAUUGA